AUGUCGCGCAGCCAAGCUGAGACCAUACCGACUAUGUUCACAAUACAAGAUAGGGAAGAAGAUCGUAAGAGAUCAAAGUCGAAAAUUUCAGAUCUGUCUGAGAAGCAAAAAGACUGGAACAUUUCGGUGGUCAAAAAACUUCGAAGAGAAACCUGCCCUAAUCGGGUUGGGACACUGGCAAAACUACGAGAGUAUAUGCUAUUCGCCUCAUCCGAAAUCUGGGUUCGCAGUCAAGAUGGUGUACAACAAUUCAAAGCUCUGUCGGCCAAUGCCCGCUUUAGCCAUUACGUCGUGGAUCCGUUCUAUCGCUGGUACGGAUUGAACGACCGUGUGGUGAUAACAGCAGGGUUGGGCCGAAUCGGCUUGAUAGACAGCUUAGGCCAGCAAGAUAGUUGUGUUAAUGGCGGAAGUUUCAACUAUGCUGGGUUAUACAAGAUGCCUGUCGAGUACGAAGCACUCCAACGCAGAUGUCUGAACCAGUUACCGCACUGUGGCGCUCGGGACGUACAAGAGCUGCGAGGCGAAUUGUCUCGAAGUAUAGCUGCCUUCUUCGGCAAUGACUGCUGCCAUCUCACUAGCACGGGUUUCGGAGCCAAUGUCCUUGCCUUCCCCGCUAUCAUUCAAAACGAUUGGAUGGUCAUAAUGGACGAGAAAUGCCACAAGUCGAUGUUUGUCGGAUCUUUUCUCUCGGAAGCUGGUAUGCGGAAACGCUUCAAGCACAACGACAUGGAAGAACUGGAGUCUAUUCUCAGAACAGCCGGGAGGAGGUAUUCGAACAUCAUGGUUGCCGUAGAGGGCAUAUACAGUAUGGACGGGACUAUGCCCCCUCUUGAGGCGCUUAACGAGCUCAAAAUACGCUACAAAUUCACCCUCUAUUGCGAUGAGGCCCACUCAUUCCUGUCAGUCGGGCGAACGGGUCGAGGAUGCCUGGAGUAUUGGAACGAUAAACACCCUACGAGGAAACUUCCUGCAGACCUUAUAGAUAUCCGAAGUGGAACCUUUUCAAAGGCUGUCGGGGCUAUCGGCGGCUUUGUUUCCGAAAGAUGUGAAUCGCUUCCUACAGCAGCUAUCCUGCAGGCCCUCUGGGCCUUGAAAAGGCCCCUGCAUCUCGCAAACAACAUCGCCAGACUCCGAGGUAUCUCUGAAUUUUGCCACGAAGAGCUUGAUCUUCAGGGUGUGUAUGUAUACGGAGAUGGCGAAACUCCCAUGCUUCCCGUACAUACAGGCGCCCCGACCAGAGCUUCCGAGCUGUCAUACCUACUCCGCAAACUUGGUUUAGUGUGCCCUCCGAUCAGCAAACCAGCUGUAGGAAUAUGGGAGAGUCGAGUGAGGAUAGGCUUGUCUCCCGAUUUCACUGAUGAGGAUGUGAAUACCUUAAAUACACGCCGCCUUUUCAAAUCCAUCACGUCUAGGGACUCCAUCCUGGAGGAAGAAACCGCUCGAGCUUUGCAAGAAAUGACCUGUUUGUUGGACAGCCAGAUUGCCAAAGCAGCGGGGAGCCAUAUGGCAAAAGAAAGGCAUCCCCAAAAUAUUGUCCAGGCCGGCUACGCAGCUCUCAAAAAACAUGGUCUCGGAGCCGGCUCGUCUCGUUUUAUUCUGGGUACAUUCUUACCUCAUCUAGAUGCAGAGAGCCUUACUGCGGUGAUUCUCGGGCAGCCAGCCGCGAUCACUUACGCUGACAGUGGACUCGGUCUUAUGUCUACCGUCGCUGCUCUAUGUCGGCCGAUCAUCAGCUACAGCCAACACAACUUUCUCGUUCCUGUAGACGCACCUUCCGCGGUGAAAGACGGACUCCGCGUUGCUUCAAGGAGUUGUGGAACUACUGUUAUAACAUAUACUGGGCUCGAAAUGUUAGUCAUGCUAUUAAGGGCAGCAGAUGGGGAUGCACGCGUCUAUAAUACGGUUUACGUCUCCAUUCGACCGGGUGGCGGCGUUGGCACCGAUUUGUGCGGUCUCACUGCCAGACUUGCAACAGCACAGCGAAAAAACAAGAAUAACGUCACUCUGCUUAUUGACAACGACGAUGGACGUCAGCCAACCAACGUGCCUUCGAAAAUAUCAUUGGGACCCGCUGUAAACGUGAGCAAGCCAUUGGAAGAGCUUUCUAUCCGAAUCUUGAUCUCUGGAUCCUACCGAAGCGCUCUCGGCCUUUGCGGUGGAUAUAUUGCAGGUGAUAAGGCGAUAGUGGAAGAGCUCAGGUAUAGCAGUUGUUGUUACAUGUUCAGCACUUCCCCUUUGCCGAUGCACAUGGCAAUGGUAACUGAGGCUUUGGCAACUUCUCAUUGUGCCUUAGAGAACAAGAGCACCCAAUCUGGAAGGGGCUUCCAUAGGAGCAAGAUCUUCGGCGAUCUCUACUAUUUCGGCUUCGCCCUCUUCGUUCUACAGACCGUUAGUCUCCUUCUACUGUUUGUGUUCUAA
Pyrenophora tritici-repentis Pt-1C-BFP is the source of this 2418-nucleotide messenger RNA. The record is from RefSeq and is a predicted model, not a curated record. Lineage: Eukaryota; Fungi; Ascomycota; Dothideomycetes; Pleosporales; Pleosporaceae.